AACAGUUGUUUCCUAGUCUUUACUCGUUCACUUCAUGUCUACAAUUUAGAUGUAGUUUGUUUUUCUGUCCGUAAUUUACGAAUAUCCAACAGCCAAAAUGGUGAGUCGUUUUAUUUUGUAUCCGUUUUAAUCUCAUAUUCUUUAUUUCGUAAAUGUACAAGACUUUCAACUUCGGGUUCUGAAAAAUAUCUUCUGUUAAACAUUCCCAAGAAUUAUUACACGAAAUUAUUAAAUGAGAAAAUCCAGGCUUUCCAUCAAACAUAAGUCUAUUAUUAUAUUGAUUUUUUUUUUGUCUUUAUAAAUUUCACAUAAAGAUUUUCGAAUUGUUUCAAAAAAAAAAUAAUAACAUUUUAAUAUCUUGGUUAUUUUGAUCUUCUAUAAUUUGAAUAAUUAUUAUUUGAACACAAAAUACUGAAGUGUAUUUAUUGAUGGUAUCUUAACUUAAGCUUAAUAUCUAAAAAUCGGUAGCUUCAAGUAUAAAUCAUGAUUUUUACAAACACUGUUAGCAGUACUUCCAAUAGACAGACUAUUUUUAUAUUUGUCAAUUUCAUUUCUUAUUAAUUAUACCUAUGACAUUAAUUUUGUGUAGGUUGAAUUAUUAAUUUGUUGUUAAUUGCAAAUAAUUUUUACUACCUAUAAUGGAUAUAAUAUUUAAUUUGACAUAUUAGUACCUGUGGUAUACUAAUUUGUAUAUACAUUUUCAGGUUGCUAAUACUUCUACCGCUACAAUUCGAACUCGUAAGUUCAUGACUAACCGUCUACUAUGCAGAAAACAAAUGGUAAGUCAAUCUAUAGAACAACAUUACUGACUCAAAUUCCAUUAUUAUUAACUAGUAAUAACAAACUCAUGUGAUUUAAGUAACUAAAGGUUAUUGUUUGAUAAUUUAUCAGUUUUAAAUAAACUUGGUUAUUUAUUCUUGAAUGCAUAUUCUUUAAUACAGGUCUAUUACCUUUGUUUAGGUAACUUUACCUGCUUUUACAAUUUAAAUUUGGGUAAAUUAAACUAUUAAAUUACUGAAUAGAUAAAACUACUUUCAUAUUUUAAUUUUAUAGUCUUUUGUCUAAAGAUAUUUACAAAUUUAAAUCUAUGCUUUAUGGUAUUGUCACCAUACUCUUAACACUGCUAUUCAAUUGUUAGAACUUCUCAUAUAAACAAAGUGAUCUUAAACUAGUUUGUACACAUACUAAUCAAUUUCAACAAUAAAGCUACUGAUAGAGUAUGAAUUAAAUUACAUUUUACUGUGCUAAAAUGUUACUAAAUAUGGUGAACUAUCUUGUUUUGUAAUUUUUAAUAAGUACUGAGUAUCUAAUAGGUAUAAUAAUAACUAUUCCAUAAAAUUAAAGAUAGUAGUUUUUAUUAUGCUUUAAAAGAUAUUUCCCAUAUCAUAGUUAUAUUUUUAACUUUAAAAAAUAAAGUAUAUUAAUUUAUAAUGAAUAUAUUAGAAAUCUGUCUUUGAAAACAUAAAUAAAUGUUUUCUUCUUAAUUUAAUUUCAUAAAAUAAUUUUUAUUUUGAUUUUAUUAAUUGAGAAAUGCUAUUGGUAGUAUGCAAAUAUUACUGUGGCGUUUCUUUUUAAGCUACUCAAUUAUUACUGUGAUAAUUCAGUGAUUCAGUUUAUUUGUUAUUAUAUAAGACAAUCAAUUUCCAUAUUAUGCUACUGCAUUUCACUUGUAAAAUUUAAUUAAUUAAAUAAAUAAAAUUAAUUUUUAAUCAAUUUAGGUAGUUGACGUCAUGCACCCUGGAAAGCCGUCUCCAAAGAAGACUGAUAUUCGAGAAAAAUUAGCUAAGAUGUUCAAAGUUUUACCUGAUGUUGUAUUUGCUUUUGGGUUCCAAACUUGCUUUGGAGGUGGAAAAUCAACUGGUUUUGCUCUUAUCUAUGAUACUUUAGAUCAUGCUAAGAAGUUUGAACCAAAAUACAGACUACAAAGGGUAUGUUUAAACUUAAAAAUAUGGACCUUUUCUAAUAACUAUACAGGAUAUAACGGGACUAUUUAUCAAAUAUAAUAAGUUUUUUUUGUUUUAUUAUUAUUAUAGCAUCUUGACAUCGCAAUUUAAAAUCAAAUUAACAAGAUAUAAAUUUUAAUUUUAAUAAAAUAUAAAAAUUAAAGUGCAGGGCUCUAAUCAUUAUGAUAGUAGUUAUUCAGUAGAAAAUAAUUUCUUAGAUUUGUUAAUCAACCUGGAUUUAUAAUAUCUUAAAACAUUGUGACUCUUUGGUUAAAUUAAGGAUAGAGGACCUAUUAUAUGUUUUUUAUAAAAAAAAAAUACUUCAACCUUAACUCUUAAUCAUAUGCUUUAAGUAUACAAUACAACUUAAGGUGGGUAUCUACUACGCACGGCAAACCCUUGAACUCAAAAUUUGCCGCAUGGCAAGCCAACUUGUAAUUGGGAUGGUUUUUUCGUUAUUAUUUUGAUUGCAUACUACUAUGGAUAACAAAAAGUGUUUUGAUUUGAUAGAAUUGUAUAGCGCUAAAGAUUUUUUGUUGAAUUAUAAAUCUCCACUUUACUACAACAAAUCUUUUAGGAAAGAUGUGUGGAAUAAAAUUGUGUUCAUUUUCUUAACCUAUACCUAAAUUAAUGAUUUCAAGUGCUCAAAUUCUAAAGUUGUCAGUCUUAAUUGUAUUUUUAAUUACUUCAUGUCUUCUAUAAUUUUCACACCAUACUGCAUUCAAUUUAAAUACUAUCAUUUUCAUCAAACCGCUGGAUCACAUGCCACACUCUAACAAAAGUUGAUACUAAAACGGGCUCUUGCGACUGCUGCCUGUAAUCAAUACCCGCCUAUACAAGGUGUAAGUGGUAUAAUUUACAUUUUUACAUGUGUAACUACAAUGUUGCUUAUCAUUUCAGUUUGGUAUUAAAAAUCCUCAUACACUAAACAUUGCAAACAAUAGUUUUUUGGGAUGGUAUCUAACCUUUGUUUUUUUAUAAUUGGCCUCGUUUUAUGUCACCUUUUUUUAAUAAUUACAGUUAUUUGGUAAAUACAUUUUUCAGUGUUAUUAAAUGUAAUUUUAUGGUCCAGAUAGCUAUUUAAGAAAGAUAUGAAAGGAACAAAUUAAAUUUGAUUAUGAUUGAUUAAUAAUAAAAUUGAUAAGGAAAUAUCUAGUGAUUCUGCAUAUUACGGUUAUUUACCUUAAAAUAAUAAUAAUUUGUAUUAUUGUUAUUAUACCUACUCUAUUAGUUUUCAUUUACUCUUAACAAUAAGCGCAUUGCCUAAACAACUAGGUAUUUAGGGCAUAAAUUAGAAAUGUAGAUAGCCAUCAAUUUUCCUACCCGAUUUAGCAUAAAGCCCUGGUUUUCUACCUCGGGUUCACCAAAAACUAACUAUCAAUUAGGGAUAUUGUCAAUUGUAGUAAUCAAGGUAUAUCCAACAAAUUUUGAAGGGAUUGUCUUGUAAAAAAAAAAUGAGGGUCAUAAUUUGAACAAGGUUAAAAACCACAGAUAAGAUAAUCUUUAGUAUCCAUAAAUUAUGUUGUCUUUUUAUUCAACGUGCUCAAUAUUUUAUGCUGUACAUUACUAAGGUUUGUGGUAAUAAGAAUAUUCUAUUCCAAAAGAAAUUACCGCAAAUAUAUAGAGCAAAUUGAACUAUCAUUUACAUCUACAAAGCACCUCGUGGCUUUUGGUAUUUGUUAAAAAUGUCCAGCAAGCAAGAAUGACAUAUAUCUUUCUUCAUUCAUCUUUUGAUUUAUUUAGCAGUAUUUCUUUUAGCGCUAAUAACAUUUUUAUCCUGUCGUCUAUUUAUAAGUGCAAAAUAAUAUGAUUAAUUAAUUAUAACCUGGUCUUAUAACGUUUCUGACUCCUUUUAUUUAGUGUUUUUGCGAGUAUGAUAUUAGAAAUCUUGAUUUCAAAUUCAAUAAAGGCCUUAAUUCUAGCUUGCAUGUAUUACAAUGUUGUAAAUCAUUUGAUAUUUUAAUUUUGAUAAUGAGACUACAGAGAUUUCCAAUUUCAAACAUUAACGUGUUUUAUUGACUGGUACAAUAUUAUAAUAUAAAUCCGUUAUCAAGGAUCCAUAUAACUUUGGGAUUCAAAUCAGUUAGAAAGAGUCUAAUAUACAUUUUUGUUGAAUUUUUUUUUAAAGAUCUCCAAUGUGAAACAUAAUUGAUUAGCUUAUCACACUGAAUGUUUCUUCCCUAGUGACUUAAUGCAAAUGAAAAAUUUGUAUGGUCUAUUAUCUGGAGCAUUUGAUUUAUUUACCCUCUUGUCUUUAAUUAAUUUCAUGACCAAUGAAUCAAUCUAUAGAUAAAUGUAGUCAAUGCGGACCCUUCCUUAGGUUAAAUAUCAAAUUAUUAUUUGUAUCUUAACUAUUUUUGUCAUUUAUUUAUUUAUUUUAAUGUACCUUAUUGUUUAUUAAAGUGCUCGCCUGUAAAUAAAAUAAGUAAAUCAAAAUAAUAGAAACAAAAACUUAGUUAAAGUAUUUUUACAAAUAUUAAUGUAAUAAAUAUCUAGUCUAUUUGCUUGUGGUUCUCAUAAAUAAUAUGAACACAACUGAAUAUUAUUUUGUAAUUUGUAUUAUCCUCAAAUAAAUGAAAUUUAAAUCCAAAUUAAAUGAAUACUAGGUAAUGCAAACUAACAACAGUGACAUUUUUAAUUAAAAUAUGAUGUAUGAAUGAUGAUCAGAUGAAAAUAAGAAUAUUUACAUUAUCAGCUGUAAAUUAUCUAUUGAAUAAGAGUUAUUUGAUACAAAAAGUAACAGAUAAUUCUAACGUAACUGUUUUCAACAAAAAUUCUUACAUUUGUUCAACUAAUUACUAUCUAUUUUUAGUUGCAAUUACUAUUUGUCGAAAAACUCGUGUUAUCUAACUGGAUAUUAAUGAAUCUAUUACACUAAACUAAUAAAUUGUAAAAUUGUUUAAAGGAAUGGGUAGAUAUAAUCAAAGUUAAUAACUGUAAUGCAAUAUGGGUGAGAUUUUGUCAAACGUAGAAAAAAAAUUGUUUUACUGUAUUACUAAUAACCAGAAAUACCUUUAGGGCAAUUUAACAGCCAAUGUAAACUAUUUAGAAUGCUAAUUAAAAGAGGUUUUGAUAACCCUUUAUUGCUAAAAAAUGUUAAAUUUUAUAAAAGUAUUGGUCUAUAAGUUAUAAUACAUGAAUAAUUGUAUUUUUAGCACGGACUAUUUGAAAAGAAGACACAGACCCGAAAACAGAGGAAAGAAAGGAAGAACAGGAUGAAGAAAGUUCGGGGUACCAAAAAGACUAAAGUUGGUGCAACAUCAGGAAAAAAGGUAUAAUAAUAAUUCUUAUAUAAUAAUUACAAUAAUAAACUGAUUUACUUUUCUUAUGUUUUUUUCAGUAAAAUGAUUGUUAGAAGUGUAUGAAAGAAAGAAGCAGCUAAUAUGCUUUUAAAUGUAAAUACACUUCUUUAAUAAAAUUGUUGGACUUAAUUCCAUUAUUUUUUAGUUUGAUACCUUUUUUCUUUCAAUUUAUUAGAAAAUUUGUUGUAUCCGAUCAUUUUCUUUCCUUUAUCAGAUCUUUCACUAUCAUCUGUUUUCUUUUAACCAUGUCAUAUGUGUAUGUCUAUAAAACAUAUAGUAAAACAAAUGCGUAUAAAAACAAAAAUUUCAAUAUACUCCCAAGGUUCUACAAUUAGUUAUUUUAUGUUAUCAAUCCAUUUUCAUUUUUUAUAAAUUACUUGUCAAAGUGUAUAACACAUUGUACAUUGUGAAUAUUAUUAAUGUUUGAAAUAAAACUUGACUUCUAAGUAAGUGUGUAUAAUAUGUUCAUUGC
This is a messenger RNA of Cinara cedri, 5717 nucleotides long. NCBI's taxonomy places the organism in Eukaryota, Metazoa, Arthropoda, Insecta, Hemiptera, Aphididae. The record is from the annotation of a GenBank genome assembly.